This is a messenger RNA of Salvelinus sp. IW2-2015, 3240 nucleotides long. RefSeq names its product cGMP-dependent protein kinase 2-like. Gene Ontology annotation, biological process: protein phosphorylation. Gene Ontology annotation, molecular function: ATP binding; cGMP-dependent protein kinase activity. The record is from RefSeq and is a predicted model, not a curated record. NCBI's taxonomy places the organism in Eukaryota, Metazoa, Chordata, Actinopteri, Salmoniformes, Salmonidae.
GGAGGAUGUCACAGAUCACAGUCCAUUCAAGGGAGAUGACCGUCUUUGUUUUUUUUCGCAAGUGUUUGAACAUCUGGAGAGGCUCGUUCAUUACAUUUAUGAAAUACUGCAUUACAUUUUGAGAAACCAGGAACGUACUCGACGAUAUUGAGAAAGGAGACUUUUCACCAGACGGAGACCUAUCAGUGACAAGACGAGGGUGACCAAGAGCUUUCCUAUGGUGGCCAGCCAACAGCUGGCCAUGGGCAACGGUUCAAUCAAAGCCCCACGGCCAGAGGACAGAUGCCUGGCCUUCAGCCUCAAGGUGGAGCCUCAGGGCAGCCCAGUGUGGGACACGGAGCCCCUGAGGCUCAGGAUAGCCCACCUGGAAGAGGAGCUGGCCCAGAGGGACCAGGAGUUUAAAGCCCAGGAGCUGCAGCUGCAAAGCCUGCAGAGAGAGCUGGAGGCUAAAGUCUCCCAUAUAGAAAAGCUCCAGGAUGCCAUCGGCUACAACAGCCUGGGCCGCUCCACUCCGGCUCCCAACUACCCCAGCCACCGCAUGCUCAGUGUCAUCAACCAGGGUCCCACCCGCUUCCACAGGGUGGCCGUGGAGGUCCACUGCAGGCUCAAGGCCAAGGAGGGCGUGUCGGCUGAGCCCACCUCAGGGCACUUCUGCGGGGGUUUCAGAGCCCAACAUGUGUCCAUAGAGAGGGCCCGUGUCCGCAAGGACUCCAGCACCAAGAAGCUAAUCAAUGACGCCAUCAUGAACAAUGACUUCCUGAAGAAGCUGGAUCCGCAGCACCUGAGGGAGAUGGUGGACUGCAUGUAUGAGAGGAUCUACACUGAUGGCCAACUGGUCAUCCACGAGGGAGAACCAGGGAACUACCUCUAUGUGCUGGCAGAUGGCCUGCUAAAGGUCACGCAGAAUGGCAAAUUGCUUGGAGAGAUGCGUCCCAGGACUGCCUUUGGAGAGUUGGCUAUAUUGUACAACUGUAAGAGAACUGCUACAGUGAAAGCUGUAUCCCAGGCUCAUAUCUGGGCUCUGGACCGUCAGACCUUCCAGAGUAUUAUGAUGAAGUCUACACAGGCCACACAAGAAGAGUACUUCAGCUUCCUACGCAGUGUAUCUCUGCUGAGAGACCUGCCAGGGGAGAAGCUUUCUAAAAUCGUUGACUGUCUGGAAAUUGACUAUUUUGAUAAAGGAGAGUAUAUCAUUCGGGAGGGCGAAGAAGGGAACACUUUCUUCAUUAUAGCUAGAGGAGAGGUGUGUGUCACCCAGACCAUGGAGGGAUGUACUGAGCCGCGGGAGAUAAAGACGCUGGGUGUGGGCGACUACUUUGGAGAAAAAGCCCUCAUAAGUGAGGAUGUGCGUUCAGCAAACAUCAUCUCUACUGAGAAUGACACACAGUGCUUGGUGGUGGACAGAGACAACUUCAACCAGAUGGUGGGCACUUAUGAGGAACUGCAGGUGUACCUGAAGGAUUAUGUCGAAGAGCUCUCCCGAUGUGACGAGAGGAGAAAUGCACUGCCCCAUACCCCCGUUAUCGACUCGUCCCCAGAGGCCCAGGAAGUGCAUCGGCUCAGGGAGAGGAUUGCUGUCCUCCCCACCCAUGACCCCUUCCAGGACCUGGAGAUCAUAGCCACACUGGGCAUGGGUGGGUUCGGCCGAGUAGAGCUGGUGAAACUGAGAGAUGAAGACACCACAUUUGCUCUGAAGUGUAUUAAAAAGAAGCACAUUUUGGACACGAGACAACAGGAGCACAUCUACUCUGAGAGGAACAUCCUUCAGCUGACCAAGUCACACUUCAUAGUCAGGUUGUUUCGGACAUUCCGAGAUGACAGGUAUGUGUACUUGCUACUGGAAGUCUGCCUGGGUGGUGAGCUGUGGAGUGUACUACGAGACAUGAGUUUCUUUGAGGAGCAGACAGCCCGCUUCUGCAUUGCCUGUGUCCUGGAAGCCUUUGACUACCUCCACGCCAGGGGAAUCAUCUACAGAGACCUGAAACCGGAAAACCUACUACUGGAUGCAGAAGGCUAUGUCAAAAUGGCUGACUUUGGUUUUGCUAAGAGGAUAGGCCUGGGGAAGAAGACAUGGACAUUCUGUGGGACCCCAGAGUAUGUGGCCCCAGAGGUCAUCAUGAACAAGGGCCAUGACUUUGGAGCUGACUGCUGGUCUCUAGGGAUCCUCAUCUUUGAGCUGCUGACUGGCAGCCCACCAUUUUCUGAAACUGACCCUAUAAAGAUCUACACCAUGGUCCUCCACGGGAUUGAAAAGGUUGACUUCCCCGAGAGGAUCAGCAAGCGCCCCGAUGACCUCAUCAGGAGACUCUGCAAGCUCAACCCUGUGGAUAGGCUUGGUAAUAAGAAGAACGGAAUCAUCGACAUUAAGAAACACAAGUGGUUCCAGGGCUUCAACGGGGAGGGGCUGAGAUGCCAGAAGCUAAUAUCCCCACUGAAGAGAGAACUGAAGGGGCCGAUGGACCACAGCCACUUUGACAUCUUUCCCCCAGAGCUGGAGGAGCCUCCAGAUGAGCUGUCAGGCUGGGACAAGGACUUCUGAGGUGCCCUUUUGAGCCUCUACUCCGCACAGCCAUGUCUCCAGACAGGUGGUGUCACUCUACUACCUGUCGCUGGUGUUCCACUACUGCAGUGAGCUGUGCUAUCUGACCUAAGACAAUAGACACCACAGAAGCAGCCUCGACUGAAUACUGUAAUCCCAUCUCUUCCCUGCGGUUGCCAUACUUGCCAUAUAUUUGACAUCAUGAGUGCCUGGCUGUUGCUGCCUUGCAGACGAGAAGAUCGCCUUUUUUUGGCUCUUGGCCGGAGGAACAGUGUGUGAAGUGUCCCUUGAAACUCUCAUGAGACAGCAAGGACUUUCAUCAAGUGAUUGAUUAACUUUGAGUGUCAAAAACACUAAUCUCAUUCAAAUUCUUUCCCUCAGACAGAAACCCUUGGGACAAUGGAAGUAAAUAAAAAAGCUUCUUGAUUGUUACAAUUAAAAACCAAUGCAUUUUGGCUUUUGGAAUUCUUCAGGGUUUUUAACAAAAGCAAAGAAGUAAUGAGGGUUUUAUACAGUACAUUUCAAAAUGGCCUACUAUGGACAAAUCACUAUAAGAAAACAUACUGACCAAUUGUCCUUGACACAUUACACACAAUACAUAUUACAGUCACACAUUAUUUGCAUAGUCCGGAUCCGAAUAGUCCAUCUGUAGAUGCUCUACAGAUGGUCAUAUUAUGAACAGACAGACACAUUAUCAUAUG